AUGACAGGACCCCCAGAGCUGGACACGAACAAUGUGAUAUAUGGGAAUAUCAAUUCGAAAUGUCCAAUUUUGCGUAUUUUGUUCCCCGCUUUCAAACACGAACAGGAAUAUGUCACUAAAGAUAGUCUGCGUGAUGCUUGUCUUGAAGGCAACCUGAGUCACUUGCCUUCGUGGGUUCGACCUCAGGCUUGGAAAGUACUUUUGUCAUACCUGCCUCCCGAAAAGGAACUUUGGUUAACUACAUUGACGAUGCGACGUAACGAUUAUUUACAAUUCCUUGAGGAUUUCACGCUUAAGCCAGAUGAGGUCAAAGACCGUGUGAUCGUUCAGAUAUAUUUGGACCUCAUGCGUUCAACAGAAAAGCACCCAGGAUUUCUCUUGAGACAGACAGAAUCUUGGUCAAACUAUGGUCUUGGAAAUGUUGAAGAACAUCAAAGGCACUCACUCCUCAGACGUCUCGAAGAGAUCAACCAACGAUACAGGUGUGCAACAGAUCGUUUCACGUUGUAUGAAAACAAAGCCGUUUCUCCUGUUUCAGUCACGUAUCGUGACUAUCAAUGGCACUCUAUGUUGCGGAUUCUAUCUGUCUAUGCCAUGCUAAAUCCAAGUAUUGGAUAUAUUCAAGGCAUGCACGAAAUUCUUUUGGUUCUAUUGCGUGUUUUUUUUGCAGGACGAGAUCAUCCUGCCAUUAAUAUACAGCCAUGGGAAUCUAAGGUUCUUGGCCUUGGAAGUACAAGGGACACAGAAGCUGAUGCAUUUUGGUGCUUUUCAUUAUUGAUGGGCAUGUUUCGUGAAAUAUUUGAUUUUGCUCGACAGGAUACUUCUUCACUACAUGAAAUGCGACAACUGAUUUUCUUGUCGAAUGAGAGUCGCAGAGUACCUGAUAACGGAAUGGUACAAGCAUUGCAUCAACUAAGUAUGUUGCUUCAAUGUAAAAACUAUGAGCUUUGGUCGUUUUUAGAAGCACAUUCGCUCGACCCCAAACUACCGUAUUAUUCUUUUCGUUGGAUGGCAUGUCUCUUGGCAGCUGACUUACCUGCUAAUGUUGUAUCAGAAUUAUGGGAUGUUCUUUUCUCAGAAACUGGAGAGACCUCUGCACAAAUACCAAACGCGCACAUUGAAAUGCUUGUUUGCAUGUGUUGUGCUAUGCUACUCAUGGUCUGUGACGAAUUAUAUUCUUUGGAUUCAAACAUUUCCAUUCAGGGAGAACGCAUGGUUGGUACUCCAGCUAAUGAUGUAUUUCAUCUUGGGAUGCGCAUGUUGCAGUCCUAUUCCAUUAAUACGUCACGACCAAUUGUGUCAUUAGCCCUUCAAAUGCGACAGCUGCGGAUUAAUGAAAAAAUGUUCAACAAUUCCAGUACACAGCCGGUUUUACGUGUAUCAAGUGACAUGCGUCCCAAACUGCAGGAUCGUCUGGCAGCCACAGUUCAACGUGGUCUGAAUACUCCAAGUCGGUCUGUUUCGUGGGAUGUAGGUAACGUUCCCAAAACACGGCCUUUUAUACCAUCACAGAUGUCUGAACCUCAAUCUUUAUCCAGAACAGAAACAUCCAUCACGCACUCUGAAGAUCCGACAGGUUCAUCUAAUCGACAUGCGCUUCUGCGUCGCUAUACCAGUGCUAUUCAAGAUUCGAAUGCAGUAGCAAGCAUUUCAAAAGCAAGCACGAAUUUGGCUGCCAAGGCCCUAGCAUGGAGCACAAAGUCAAACGAAAGCCAAAAGACACCGCCGAGGAAUAUAACUGUUCAGACGCAACAUCUUUCCUUUCAAGAUGCACCACCUGAACUUCCAAUACCGUCGAUGGUGGAUAGUCCGACGGAUCGCGAUUCUUAUUGUGGAUCGGGCGCACAAGACAUAUCCCUAACAAGUACACUGCCGUUGAAGUCACAAACACACACACUUUUAUAUACCCCUCCAAGUGCUGAUGAAGACAUGUCUACUAGUUUUUCUCUCCCAAGUUUGCAAGCAGCUGCCCUUCACAAGGAUACCUCAAUACUUUCACUGUCUCCUUCGAAUGAGAAGCAUGAUGCAAAGCUUUUGGUACGUCGAGAUGGUGGCCUUGUCCGUUCAUUACCCGGGUCUGUACAUUCUAGGCAGACCAACUCAUCCUCAACACGAUCCAAAUCGAGUCUGCAUUCAGACCCACAGACAGUCGCAGCACCCAGAUCAGGCACUAAAAGACGAUCCAAGCCCUUGCCCAAACCUUCACCAACACCUGUUGAAAUGACUUCGGCGAUGUCUGAGCCUACAUCGCCAAAUGCACUAGCCUCAGGCAAUCUUGAUAUGCUGCUAGAAAAUAUGCGAACAAAUGAAUGGAUCAAAGAUAGAUAG
Messenger RNA from Malassezia restricta, 2328 nucleotides. RefSeq names its product TBC1 domain family, member 13. The coding region runs from base 1 to 2328 and encodes 775 amino acids. The record is from RefSeq and is a predicted model, not a curated record. The transcript has a single exon. Lineage: Eukaryota; Fungi; Basidiomycota; Malasseziomycetes; Malasseziales; Malasseziaceae. Gene Ontology annotation, molecular function: GTPase activator activity. Gene Ontology annotation, biological process: intracellular protein transport; activation of GTPase activity.